Molecule: messenger RNA, 1158 nt
Organism: Cariama cristata (Red-legged seriema)
Lineage: Eukaryota; Metazoa; Chordata; Aves; Cariamiformes; Cariamidae
Product: zinc finger protein CKR1-like
Exons: 4
Coding region: 1-1158 (385 amino acids)
Biological process (GO): negative regulation of transcription by RNA polymerase II
Molecular function (GO): DNA-binding transcription repressor activity, RNA polymerase II-specific
Source: RefSeq, a predicted model, not a curated record
AUGGAGCCGUGGGUGAUGCUGGACCCGCGGCAGAAGGCCCUGUACCGGGACGUGAUGCAGGAGAGCUACGAAACGCUGAUGUCCCUUGCACAGGGGUUGGUGAGUGAAAAAGCGGCAGAGGAAGGAGUGGCGGAGGAGAGCUACGAGCUCGAAGCGUGCUCAUCCCGCAGCCCGGAGAGGGAGAAGACCCUCGGCUCAAACAGGCGGAAAAUGAAGCGCCCGGAUAAAGCCGUGCCGCACGGCACUGCCAAGAUGCUCAAAGCCACGGCGGUCCCCAAACUGGACUGUGCCAAACCCCUACGUGGGGCGGCCAGCAAGGGACCGGCAAGGGAGCGGCCGUUCGGCUGCGCCGACUGCGUUAGCCAGCGCCCCCACCUCCUCCAGCAUCGCCGUACCCACACCAGCGACCGGCCGCACAAGUGCGGCGACUGCGGUAAGCGCUUUGCCGGAGCCACCGAGCUGGCGGCACACGGCCGGGGCCAUGCCGCCGAGAAACCCCACAAGUGUGGUGACUGCGGCAAGGGCUUCGUUUGGGCAUCUCACCUCGCCCGGCAUCAGCGGGUGCACACCGGCGAGAAGCCUUACCGCUGUGCCGAGUGUGGCGAAGCCUUCAGCCAAGGCUCGCACCUCCCCACGCACCGUCGCAGCCACACCGGCUUGGUCGGGGCAUCCCACCUGGAGCGGCAUCGGCGGGUACAUACAGGCGAACGUCCCUUUCCCUGCGGCAGCUGCGGCGAGCGCUUCGCCCAAAAAGCUCACCUCCUCCAGCACCGCAAAACCCACUCCCCCGACCGGCCCUACAAAUGUGGCGACUGCGGCAAGCGUUUUGGCGAGGCUCCCCCCUUCCUCGCCCAUCAGCAGGGCCACGCCGCUCAGAAGAGCUACACUUGCGGCGAAUGCGGCAAAGGCUUCGCCUGGGCGUCCCACCUUGAGCGGCAUCGCCGCGUCCACACCGGUGAGAAACCCUACGAGUGCCCCGAGUGUGGCGAAGCCUUCAGCCAGAGCUCUCACCUCACCAAACACCGCCGUAGCCACCUCCCCAAGGCCGCUUUCCCCCUCGCUCCCCAACCGCUGCCCCUUUCCAGGACCCACUUGGUGGGGGAGAAACCCCACGGUGCCGUGAAGCCACCCGGAGCCUGCAGCGGUGAGGAGCCCUGA